Vigna umbellata (rice bean) is the source of this 2136-nucleotide messenger RNA. NCBI's taxonomy places the organism in Eukaryota, Viridiplantae, Streptophyta, Magnoliopsida, Fabales, Fabaceae. The record is from RefSeq and is a predicted model, not a curated record.
AGACAAAGCUUGGUUUUGUGAAUAAAUAUCUUCUCCCUCCCUUCGUUGUGUAUCUGCUUACUCACUUCGCUGACCGUUUUAACAGAACACGCAAGCAACACAUUCAUUCAUUUUCAUCCGUCUUCAACUGGACGCAAAUUUGUAAAUUCCAUUUCCAUUUCUCUGCUCGAAGCUUUCUGUUCAUUUCUCUACGUUUCGUUUUUUCGAGGAAUUGGUGGUGGAGUGCAUUGAAGAGAAGUGGUUCCGUGAGAGUGUUUUGUUUGGGGAGAGAACAUGGAUGUAGCUUUUAGGUUACCGCAGUCAAAUGUGGUAUUGGAUGGUUUGGAUUCUUGCACUGUAUUUGGCGGGAGAGGUUUUUGUUGCGCUUUUCUCGGCAAGUCGAGGACUAUUUCGAAGGCUCGUUUUAGUGGAACGAACAAGAUAGGUAGUUGGAGUUGUUCGAGAGUAGACUGUUUCGGAGAGUUGAAAGUUUCGAGUGGGAAGAGGAGUAUGUGUUGGAAGAGAAAUAAACUUUUCAGGGGGAGUAGGAAAAUUUGGACAAAGUGUCAGGGUAACGAUUCUUUAUCAUAUGUCAAUGGCAAUGGGCGGAAUGUUGAUAGGGUGGAAAGUGCGGAUGAGGACUCUGGUUCCAGUGCUGAAUCUUGUGAAUCUUUGGGUGAAAAUGGGCAAGAAGGGAGGAAAGAAGCUGGGGGUGAAGUAGCGGAGGAUCAAAAUGUGGAUGAAUUGAAAGAACAGCUGCAAAAGGCCAAGAAAGAAUUAGAAGCCGCUCGAGAAAACAGCGUUGUAUUUGAGGAAAAGGUUAAGAAGAUAUCAGAGACUGCGAUUUUCUUGCAAGAUGAAGCAGCAAGUGCUUGGAACAAUGUUACUUCUACCCUUGAUAUCAUCCAAGAUAUUGUGGGUCAAGAAUUUGUUGCCAAAGAAGCUGUUCAGAAAGCAACUAUGGCCCUUUCUCUGGCUGAGGCAAGGCUUCAAGUAGCCAUAGAGUCUUACGAGGCUACAAAAGAAGCUUACGAUUCCUCAGAAGGUUCUAACAACAUUAAUGAUGAUAAAGACAUAAUGCAGGAAUCGAAGGAACUUUUGGAUGCUCAGGAAGAUAUCAAGGAAUGCCAGACAAAUUUAUCAUAUUGCGAGGAUGAGCUGAGAGGCUUGCAAUGUAGAAAGGAGGAGUUGCAGAGUGAAGUGAACAAUUUGCAUGAAGUUGCAGAACAGGAGCAGCUGAAAGCAGCAAAAGCAGAUGAAGAUGUUGCAAGCAUAAUGCUUUUAGCGGAAAAAGCUGUUGCUGCCGAAAUUGAUGCUGCACAACAGGUGAAUGAUGCAGAGAUUGCAUUACAGAAAGCAGAAAAAAUUGCCUCUAGUCUUAAAGCUGAUACCAAAGACAGUCUACAAGUACAAGAGAUUGUAGCUAUUCCCGAGGACGAGGAAGUGGGUCAAGGCUUUUCUGGUGAUGAUGUCGUUAAAAGGGAGGCUGAUCUUUCAAAUGAUGAUGAGCUUUUUCUGACCGAAACAAAAUCUGACAACAGUAGGCAAAGUUUGGAAGACAUGGCACAGUCUGAUUAUCUGAGUGAUCGAGAGAACGGACAAUUAAGCUUAGACUCUUCUAAAGAAGCUGAAGUUGAAACAGAGAAGUCAAAGAAUGUAGUUCAAACAAAAAAGCAGGAAACACAAAAAGAUUUGACUAGAGAUAAUUCAUCAUUUUUUCCAAAGGCAUUAUUGAAGAAAUCUUCCCGAUUUUUUCCCGCAUCAUUCUUCUCUUUUACUGCCGAUGAGACUGAUUACACACCUGCAUCAGUUUUCCAUGGUCUUAUGGAGUCUGCACAGAAGCAACUAGCCAAGCUAAUUGUUGGGUUAUUGCUAAUUGGAGCAGGGCUUGUACUCUAUAGCAAUAGAGCCGAGAGGGGUGCUCAGCUGCUUCAGCAACCAGAAGUCAUUGCAACCACUGUUGAAGAAGUUUCUUCAACUGCAAAGCCUCUGGUUAGAAGGCUUCAGGAUCUUCCCAGGAGAAUUAAGAAAAUCAUUGCAUCAUUACCUGAUCAAGAGGUGGAUGAGGAGGAAGCCUCCCUCUUUGACAUGCUCUGGUUACUCCUUGCAAGUGUUGUAUUUGUACCAAUUUUUCAAAAGAUUCCUGGAGGUAACUAG